Melanotaenia boesemani (Boeseman's rainbowfish) is the source of this 14040-nucleotide messenger RNA. RefSeq names its product dynein, axonemal, heavy polypeptide 9 like (gene dnah9l). The record is from RefSeq and is a predicted model, not a curated record. Bases 1 to 14040 code for a protein of 4679 amino acids. Gene Ontology annotation, biological process: microtubule-based movement. Gene Ontology annotation, cellular component: dynein complex. The transcript has 93 exons. Gene Ontology annotation, molecular function: dynein light intermediate chain binding; minus-end-directed microtubule motor activity; dynein intermediate chain binding. NCBI's taxonomy places the organism in Eukaryota, Metazoa, Chordata, Actinopteri, Atheriniformes, Melanotaeniidae.
AUGAAGUGCUUCGAGAGAGUAGUGCUGCUGACUCAAAUUCAGAGCUGCCUAGCAGACGCGCCAGACCCCAUGCAGUAUGCCCACCGGUCCAACAAGUCCACCUCAGACACUAUUGCUGCAGCCCUGCACAUCUCCCUCUCAUACCUGGAGAAUAAAGACUCCUACAUCAAGAUGCUCCUUAUUGCCUACAGGUCGGCAUUCAAUACAGUCAUCCCCCACAAGGUCACCCACAAACUCUUUUCCCUGGAACUACACCCAAUCCUCUGUGACUGGCUCCAGGACUUCCUGACAGGCAGGCCUCAGUCUGUCAGGAUCAGCAUUAGGACUUCAGCCAGCAUCAUCAUUAACACUGGGACAUCACAGGGGUGUGUCCUUAGUCCCAUCCUCUACGCCUUGUUCACCCAUGACUGUGUGGCCUCCCACAAGGACAACACCAUCCUGAAGUUUGCGGAAGACACAGCUGUGAUAGGACGCAACACUGGCAGGGACGAAGCAGCCUACUGCAGGGAGGUGGCCUCUCUGGUGACAUGGUGUGAGGACAAACCUCACCCUCAAUACGGACAAGACCAAGGAGAUGAUAGCGGACAUGAUGAAGAAGAGGAACCCUUGUCAGCCACUGCUUAUCCGCGAGCUGGAAGUGGAGAGGAUGAAAGAGUAGACUUCCUUCGGGAACAGGCUUUCUGUGUGCUGCGAGUGAAGACAGAUAAGUGGAAUCGCUUUAUUGGUGCAGAAGAGAAUCAGAAGAUUAUACUGGAUUUUCUGGACCACAUCUGGACCAACAGGCUGUUGCUCUUUACGGGACCAGGAGGGACAUUGCAUGCAGGGGAUGCUCAACAAUCCCCACCAUGGAAGACCAAACUACUGUGCGUGCUAAAGAAGGACAAAAAGAGAAUCGACCGCCAAAAUUUCAGACAUCAGUUCAGACUGGGAGAAGUGCCGGGAUAUCCAAUGGAGCAUCUGCCUAUCAUCAUCUCUGAGGUGCUGGUUUGUGUGUUAUCCAAUGGGCUGAUUUAUGAGGAAUGGCCACGGGUGGUCUCUGAUGACAUCCAUCGGCACUUGGAGAGAUUGAGGAGCAAGGUGGUGACUCUGAGAGGCUGUGCUGAGGGACGAACAUUGCUGCCCCUACCGCUGUGUGUGGAGAGGGCAUGUCCUCAAGAUAUCAUACUCAGCCCCACUGGAUGGCCACUGGACCGUGGCUUGUUAUACUCUAUAGAAACUCUGAUAGUUCAGUGGUCUGGACAGAUCUGGAAUGUGCUGAAGAAAGACUCUGGUAUAUUACUGCUUCAGGGAGACCACCCAGGCCCCAGUGUGGAGCUCCAGUUUUGGGCCAGUCAAAAGGAAAACCUGCUGGGCAUCCAGUCACAAAUCCAGAGUUCCAAAGUGGAGCAGAUCAUGGAGAUCCUGAGAAAAGUGAAGAGCAGUUACUACUCUGCUUUUAAGGAUGUCUGUGUCAAAGUCAAUGAUGCUGUGCUGGAGGCAGAGGACAUAGAUCUGUAUCUACGCCCCCUAAGGAGACAGAUCAGUAGCUUAGAGGAGAGAGGUUUUCCACAAGUGGAUGUUCUCCUGCCUCCACUUUUUCACACACUUUGCCUCAUAUGGAGUCAUUCCCAGUACUACUGCACUCCACAGCGCAUGGUGACCCUCCUGCAGGAGUUCUGCAACCUGAUCAUUGAAAAGGCCUUUGCAUAUCUUAUCCCUGAAGAACUGUUUAAGAUGGAGCUUGAGGAGGGGAUGGAGAGAGUACAGAUAAGCAUCUCUGUUCUGCGCACCUUCAAGGAGCUGUUUCACACUUACCGUUGGCAAAUACCUAAUUACUACAGAAAUGGCCAGAAUAUCAAGUUAUGGGACUUUCCAGCAAGACUUGUCUUUAAACGAUCAGAUUGCAUUAUGGAAAGGCUUCUAAUGAUCGAGGAACUGUUUGCAACAGCACUGGAUUUUCUAAAGCUGGAAAAGGUUGAACUGGGCGGAUCUAGAGGGAAAAUCCUUAGUGAGAUGGUCUUCAGCAUGAGCGAGGAGUUUCAUGAUCGUUGGCGGACCCUGAGAGAAAGCAAAUAUGACCCCCUGGACUAUACUAAUGACGAAUUUGUGCGUCACUACAGGUGUUUUGUGGAGAAGAACAAAGAUUUUGAUCAGAGGCUGGGCACUGUCCUCAAUUUGGCCUUUCACCACUCCAAAAACCUGAAUUCAGCCUUUAAGUUGUUGAAGAUUUUUGGCACCCUUCUUGAGAGACCCAGAAUCCAUCAGCUGUUUUCUCCUAAUUACAAUGUGUUCCUGGCCAUGUUCAACCAGGAAAUAGACAACUGUCAGCUUAUACUAGAUCAACACAGAGAAGGGCUGCAGACAGACUGUGCAGUCCUGGGAAAAAAUAUGCCUUCGGUGGCUGGUAACCUGAAAUGGUCGCAGGAACUUCGGAAUCGCAUUCUUACCAACAGGAGCAACCUCUGCCAGCUGGCCCAUGCACCUCUGGGGUGUGCUGAGGCAGAUGAUGUGCUUCAAAAGUGUGAACGUAUUCUUGAGAUUUUGGACAAGCAUGACGAAGAGCUGUUCACAGAGUGGACAGAGGGGCUGGAGGAAAUCUGCCACACUCACCUCGCAGAGCCAUUGUUAACACUGAAUGGUGACAUGGGCCUCUUCCAGGUCAACUUCAGUCCCGCUCUGACAUCCAUACUAAGGGAGGUGAAAUAUAUGAGCAUGCUGAAGACCCAAAAUAUUCCUAAAGCAGCUCUCCAUCUCUAUACUAACCGGGAGAGAUUAUACAUUUACACACAGACGCUGACCUUGGUGACCCAAUGGUACAACAAGCUUCUCAGUACUAUCCUGGCAGUAGAGCAGGGACUGGUGAAAAAUGAGAUGGCUGGGAUGAGGCGACAGCUCGAGCCAGCCCUUCGAGAGAUGACUUGGGCUCAGGAUGACCUUUGGGAUUACAUCAAGAAUACACGAGAAUUGGUCAAGGAUAUUUCAACUCGUGUCCAGAAGAGUAAAGCUAAUGUGGAAGCCAUUCAAGCCCUCAUGGGAAAAUUCAGCAAUAAAGCUCUCAUCACCAGAAAGAGUCGUGAUUCUACUCUCCUUGUCUUCUCUGACAUUGAGGAGAGUGUUUCCAAACAGCAUGCUCUCAUCAGCACCACAGGGAAGCAGAUACACAAACUACUGCAGGAGAAUCAGUCCUUGCUUGGUGUGAUAGAUCUAGACAGCAGUGUAUGGCAGGCCUACACAGAAUAUGUUGACCAGAUGAUCCUGGCUGGCUUCUCCAGCGCAGUACACUGCUCCCUGCAGUACCUCAUGGACAACACCGAUGUAGCUCAGUGCAUAACACCACUAUUUGAGGUCCAGCUGAUCCUCAAUGGCAAUGAGAUGGCCUUUGACCCCUCACUGGACUUAAACCACAGCAGUAACUUUAAUGAAAUUGUGGAUAAAAUGGUGGCCAACAUCACCAGCGUGGCAUCCUUCAUUCCCAGAGUGGCAACCCACAAACAGCUGAAUAACUAUCAGUGUGACAUAAAUGAAAUGAAGGAUUUGUCAGAGAUGUGCCACAUCAUCCGCUUACGAACACGUACAGCAGUGAGUAAGGUCAGGGAGUACCAGGCCUCAUUUUCUAGCUACCGCUACCUUUGGACUGAUGACAGAUCUGAAUUUAUGAGGCAGUUCCUGCUUUACGGUCACGUCCUUAGUACAGAGGAAGCUGAGCUGUAUGCCGACUAUGAACUGAAAAAGAACCCCCCCACCCUCGACAACUUUAAAGAUCAAAUCAAUCUUUUCGAGUCUCUGUAUGCACGUGUGAGCAAGAUGGAGGACAAGAGGGUGUUUUGUGGCUGGUUGCAGUUAGACAUCAGACCCUUUAAGCACACACUAAUGAAUGUCAUCAAGAAGUGGAGCUGGAUGUUCAAAGAGCACCUUCUCAACCAUGUAAAUGAGAGCGUGAAGGAGCUGUCCCACUUUAUCCAGGACACAGCUAGCGGUCUUUCUACCAAGGUUUUAGAUGGGGAUUAUGCAGGCCUUGUGAACAUAAUGGGACACCUCAUGGCCAUACGGGACAGACAGAUCAGCAAUGAACAGCACUUCAAACCUCUCCAGUCAACUGCUGAACUCCUCAAGACCUAUGGACAGCAACUUCCAGAAAGUGUCUACAUACAGCUAGAGGAGCUGCCUGAAAAGUGGAAAAGUCUUAGAAAAAUUGCCUUCACAGUCAAACAUGAAGUGGCACCACUGCAGUCCAAUGAAGUUUCAGUGAUACGAAGGAAAUGUGUCCGCUUUGAGGUCAAGCAACAUGAGUUUAGAGAAAGAUUUCGUACUGAAUCAAUCUUUAAGAUCAAUGUGGAGGAGCCAUAUAAACUAAUUGAUAAGUCUAAUCGAUCCGUGGCAGUGAUGGAGAUGGAAAUGAAAAAGUUGCAGGACACAGCUGAUCUGUUUGAAGUCAGCUUCCCUGAGUACAAGCAACUACGCCAGUGUCGCUCUGACAUCAGACUCGUGAAAGCAGUCUGGGACAUGAUCAUCUUUGUGAAGACCAGUAUAGAGGAUUGGACCAAGACUCCAUGGAAAGAGAUCAAUGUUGAGCAGAUGGACAUGGAGCUCCGGCGGUUUGCUAAAGAGAUGAAGAUGCUAGACAAGGAAGUGCGGGCAUGGGAUGUAUAUUUGGGGUUGGAGUCUACUGUGAAAAACCUGUUGACCUCUCUGAGAGCUGUCAACGAGCUGCAAAACUCUGCAAUCAGGGAAAGACAUUGGCAACAACUUAUGAACACCACAGGAGUCAGGUUUGUGAUGGGGCAGAGCACCACCUUGGGGGACCUGUUGGAAUUACAGCUUCAUCGUGUGGAGGAUGAGGUUAAAAAUAUAGUGGACAAAGCUGUGAAAGAAAUGGCCAUUGAGAAGGUUUUGGCAGAGAUAACCCAGACCUGGAGUGUUAUGUCUCUGUCAUAUGAGACUCACACCAGUACAGGAACCCCUUUGCUCAAAGCAGAUGAGAAUUUAAUUGAAACACUAGAGGACAACCAGGUCCAGCUGCAGAACAUCCUGAUGAGUAAGUACGUGGAGUAUUUCCAGGCAGAAGUCAGCGGCUGGCAGAGGAAGCUGAUGGUGGCUGACCUGGUCAUCUCCACCUGGAUGUCUGUCCAGAGGACCUGGGCCCACCUUAACAGCAUCUUCACAAACAGCCAUGAUAUCCGCUGCCAGCUGGCCCAUGAUGCCGAACGCUUUCAGGGAAUACACGCAGACUUUCAGAGCUUGAUGACUGAGGCAGUACAGAACAGUAAUGUGGUAGAAGCAACCAACCAGCCUGGCUUCCUGGAGAGCCUGGAAACAUUACAGCAGAGGCUGUCUGUGUGUGAGAAGGCCUUAGCUGAGUAUCUGGAAACCAAGAGACUAACAUUCCCCAGGUUUUAUUUUGUGUCUGCCUCAGAUCUGCUGGAGAUUGUCUCCAAGGGAACACAGCCCAAACAGGUGACCAGGCACUUGCUAAAGCUGUUUGACAACAUAGCAGAUCUUCGCUUCGAGGACUUAGAGGGGGGCGGAGAAACGGAGGAAGAUAGAGGGGCAGUUGCCAUAGGGAUGUACAGUCGAGAGGGCGAAUAUGUUUCUUUCUCAGAGCCAUGCGCCUGUGAAGGACAGGCUGAGUGUUGGUUAAGUUCCUUAGAAAGCACGAUGCGCUGCACAGUCCAAAAAGAGAUACAAGAAGCUGUAGCUGCAUAUGAGGACAAACCACGAGACCAGUGGCUCUUUGACUACCCUGCACAGGUGGGAUUAACUGGUAGUCAGGUUUGGUGGGCCACAGAUGUGGGCAUUGCCUUUGACAGGGUGGAAGAAGGAUUUGAGACGGCGCUUAAAGACUACAACAGAAAGCAGAUCACUCAGCUUAACUCGUUGAUCCACAUGUUGCUCGGAGACUUAACUCCUGGAGACAGACAGAAAAUUAUGACUAUCUGCACAAUUGAUGUCCAUGCUCGAGAUGUGGUUGCCAAUCUUAUCACUCAAAAGGUGAUAACUGGGCAAGCAUUUGCAUGGCUGUCCCAGUUACGCCAUCGCUGGGAUGAAGAAACAAGACACUGUUAUGUUAACAUCUGUGACGCCCAGUUCCAGUUCAGCUAUGAAUACCUCGGGAACACUAACAGGCUGGUCAUCACCCCACUCACUGACAGAUGUUACAUUACCUUGACCCAGUCUCUACAUUUGACGAUGAGUGGUGCCCCAUCAGGCCCUGCUGGCACGGGUAAAACAGAAACUACUAAAGAUCUAGGACGCUCGCUCGGCAUCAUGGUAUAUGUGUUCAACUGUUCAGAACAAAUGGACUACAAGUCUAUAGGUAACAUCUAUAAGGGUCUGGCUCAGACAGGAGUGUGGGGCUGCUUUGAUGAGUUCAACAGGAUCUCUGUGGAUGUUUUGUCUGUGGUUGCUGUACAGGUCAAGACUAUACAAGACGCUGUACGCAACAAAAAACAGAGGUUUCAUUUUCUGGGAGAAGAAAUUGACCUGAAGCCAACAGUGGGGAUCUUCAUCACUCUGAACCCAGGUUAUGCUGGCAGGGCUGAGCUUCCAGAGAACCUCAAGGCUCUAUUCAGGCCCUGUGCAAUGGUGAUCCCAGACUUUGAGCUGAUCUGCGAGAUCAUGUUGGUGGCUGAAGGGUUCAUAGAUGCACGUCUGCUGGCACGCAAGUUCAUCAGCCUCUACACUCUGUGUAAAGAGCUGCUGUCUAAACAGGAUCAUUAUGAUUGGGGUUUACGGGCCAUCAAAUCAGUUCUGGUUGUAGCUGGAUCUCUGAAAAGAGAGGAACGGAGCAGACCUGAGGAACAGGUGCUGAUGAGAGCACUGAGGGACUUCAACCUGCCAAAGAUAGUGACAAGUGAUGUGCCGAUAUUCCUUGGGCUCAUCAGUGACUUGUUUCCUCAACUAGAUGUACCCAGGAAGAGAGACCCUGCACUAGAAAACGCUGUCCGCCAGUCUGUCAGUGAGCUGUGCCUGCAGCCGGAGGAAAACUUUAUACUGAAGGUGACCCAGUUGGAGGAGUUGCUGGCUGUCAGACACUCUGUGUUUGUAGUAGGUGGACCAGGCACUGGAAAGAGUCAGAUAUUGAAGACCCUCCACAGGACCUAUGCAAACAUGAAAAUGAAGCCAGUAUGGAAUGAUAUUAACCCCAAAGCUGUUACCACAGAUGAGCUAUUUGGAUACUUGCACCCUGCUACUAGAGAGUGGAAAGAUGGUCUGUUCUCCUCCACCAUGAGAGAGUUGACAUCAGUGACCCAUGAUGGACCCAAAUGGAUUGUUCUGGAUGGUGAUAUUGACCCCAUGUGGAUUGAGUCUCUCAACACAGUUAUGGAUGACAAUAAAGUUCUGACUCUUGCCAGCAAUGAAAGGAUCAGUUUGUCGUCCUCCAUGCGUUUGCUCUUUGAGAUCUCUCAUCUGAGGGCUGCUACUCCAGCUACAGUGUCCAGGGCAGGAAUACUCUUCGUCAACCCACAGGACCUUGGCUGGAGCUCUUAUGUGACGAGUUGGAUAGACACCCGACAGGCCCAAUCAGAGCGAGCAAACCUCACCAUUUUGUUUGAUAAGUAUGUGCCGUACUGUUUGGAGCAAGUUCGCUGCAACCUGAAAACCAUCACUCCCAUUCCUGAAAACAGCAUGGUGCAGACACUGUGCUGCUUGCUGGAUUGCCUCCUGACAGAGGCAAACACCCCAGCCGACUCUCCUCGAGAACUUUACGAGAUCUACUUUGUCUUCGCCUGCGUCUGGGCUUUUGGAGGUGCUCUCUUUCAGGAUCAUCUGUAUGACCACCGUGCCGAAUUCAGCCGCUGGUGGUCCAAAGAGAUGAGAGCAGUGAAGUUUCCCUCUCAGGGCACUGUCUUCGACUAUUUCAUUGACUCUGAGACAAAAAAAUUUACUCCCUGGAGUGAGAAGAUGGAGCCAUUUGAGCUGGAACCGGAUGUCCCAUUGCAGACAGUUUUGGUCCACACCCCAGAAACCAUCUGUCUAACAUAUUUCAUGGACCUGCUGCUCCAGAGAGGCAAACCUAUCAUGUUAGUGGGUAACGCAGGAGUGGGGAAGACCAUCCUGGUGUCUGAUAAAGUCGUCAAGCUGAAGGAAGACUACAUGGUGGCAAAAGUACCUUUCAACUAUUACACCACAUCAGCCAUGUUGCAGCGUGUCCUGGAGAAACCUUUAGAGAAGAAAGCUGGUCGUAAAUUUGCUCCUCCUACUGCCAAGAGGCUCAUCUACUUCAUAGAUGACCUCAACAUGCCUGAGGUGGAUGUUUAUGGGACCGUCCAGCCGCACACACUCAUACGACAGCACCUCGACUACAGCCACUGGUACGACAGACAAAGGCUGGUAUUGAAGGAAAUACAUAACUGCCAGUAUAUCACCUGUAUGAACCCAACAGCUGGAAGCUUCUCUAUCAACCCCAGACUGCAGAGGCAUUUCUCAGUGUUUGCAGUACAUUUCCCAAGUGCUGAUGCAUUAGCCACUAUCUUCUCCAGCAUCCUGUCAGCUCACUUCCUUCAGGGGGGAUUCAGUUACGGGGUGUCUCGCUCAGUUGGAACUCUCAUGCAGGCAGCUAUCUGUCUGCACCAAAAGAUCAGCCAGAACUUCCUCCCAACAGCCAUACGCUUCCACUAUAUCUUCAACCUACGAGACCUCUCCAACAUAUUCCAGGGUAUCCUGUUUGCCCUGCCAGAGAGUAUCCGAUACCCCAUGGACUUGGUCCACCUGUGGCUCCAUGAGAGCUCCAGGGUCUACUCUGACAAACUGAUGGAGGAGAAGGAUGUGGAACUCUUUAACAAAAUCUUGUUGGAUACUGGCAAAAGAUAUUUUGAGGGAAUAGAUGACUCCAUCUUUAUCCACCAGCCUUUGGUGUACUGUCACUUUGCUCAGGGUGUUGGAGAGCCACGCUAUCAUCAGGCUUCAGAUUGGGAGAAGCUCCAGAAGACGCUGGCUGAUGCUCUGGAGCAUUAUAACGAGCUCCAUGCCGUCAUGGAUCUGGUACUGUUUGAAGAAGCGAUCCAGCAUAUAUGUCGGAUUAGUCGCAUCCUGGAGGCCCCUUAUGGUAACGCCCUGCUUGUUGGGGUCGGGGGAAGUGGGAAGCAGAGUUUGUGCCGACUGGCUGCCUUCCUCAGCUCGCUGGAAGUUUUCCAGAUCACACUACGAAAAGGAUAUGGCAUCAAUGACCUCAAGAGUGAUAUAGCUGCAUUGUAUAUCAAGGUGGGAGUAAAGAACAUUGGGACAGUAUUCCUUCAUACAGACGCCCAGAUUCCAGAUGAACGCUUCCUGGUGCUCAUUAAUGACAUGCUGGCCUCAGGGGAUAUACCUGACUUGUUUGGUGAUGAAGAAGUGGAUAUGAUUGUAACAUCCAUCCGAAUGGAGCUGAGGGGACUAGGCCUCAUAGAUAGCAGGGACAACUGCUGGAGCUUCUUCAUUGAGAGAAUACGAAGACAGCUCAAGGUUGUCUUAUGUUUCUCACCAGUUGGAUUCACAUUGCGCACACGUGCACGCAAAUUUCCAGCUCUAGUUAACUGCACGGCCAUUGACUGGUUUCACCCCUGGCCUCAGCUUGCUCUGCAGUCCGUCAGCUCUACAUUUAUAGAAAAGAUAGCCGGACUGGAGCCCACAGUGAGGGCAUCUAUCAGCGAAUUCAUCUCCUACGCCCACACAAGCGUUAAUGAGGUGAGUGUCAAGUACCAGCAGAAUGAGAAGCACUUUAACUACACCACUCCAAAGAGUUUCCUUGAGUUCAUGAAGCUGUACGACAACCUGCUGGGGAAAAAGCGCACAGAGCUGACCCAGAAGAUGGACAGAUUAGAGAAUGGGCUACAGAAACUGCUGAAUACUGCAUCACAGGUGGAGGAUCUCAAAGCCAAGUUAGCAGUGCAGGAGGUGGAGCUGUGGCAGAGGAACACAGAUAUUGAGGCUCUCAUUGCUAAAAUAGGACAACAGACAGACAAGCUCAAUCAAGAGAGAGCUGUAGCUGAUGGAGAGGAGCAAAGGGUGGCAGCUAUUCAAGCUACAGUGACUAAACAGCAGCAAGAGACUGAGGAGGAUUUGGCCAAGGCUGAACCUGCCCUACAAGCAGCCAAUACAGCCCUCAACACACUAAACAGGUUGAACCUGACAGAGCUGAGGACAUUUCCCAACCCUCCAGCCAUUGUCACCAACGUUUCAGCAGCUGUUCUGGUGCUGCUGUCUCCCCAAGGCCGAAUCCCUAAAGAUCGCAGCUGGAAGGCCUCCAAGAUGGUUAUGAGCAAGGUAGAUGACUUCCUGCAGGCUCUGGUGAAUUUUGACAAAGAGCACAUCUCUGAGGCCACAGUGAGGUGUGUGAGAGAUGAGUACCUCAGUGACCCAGAGUUCAACCCUGACUUUGUGCGACAGAAAUCCUCAGCUGCUGCAGGCCUCUGUGCCUGGGUCAUCAACAUCAUACGCUUCCACGAGAUUUUCGUAAUGUGUGAAGUGGAGAUGAAGAGGAUGUGCUUGUCUCAAGCCAACGCAGAUUUGGCUGAGGCUGCUGAGAAAUUAGAGGCCAUAAGGAAAAAACUUGCAGAGCUGGAUAGCAGUUUGGAAACGCUGACCACGGCAUUUGAAAAAGCCACAGCAGAGAAGCUUCGUUUUCAGGAAGAAGUCAACUGCACUAACAAAACAAUAGAGUUAGCCAACCGGCUGGUCAAGGGAUUGGAGAGUGAGAAUGUGCGCUGGGCCCAUUCAGUGGCUCAGUACCACGAACAGGAGGAAACUCUCUGUGGUGACCUCCUCCUUACUGCAGCUUUCAUCUCUUAUGCCGGCUCCUUCUCCAAGAAGUACAGGAAGGAGCUGCUGGACAACCUCUGGAUGCCGUUCCUGCACAGCCAGAAGGUGCUGAUUCCCAUGACAGGAGACUUGGACCCAGUGUCAAUGUUAACUGAUGACGCCACAGUAGCCCAGUGGAACAAUGAAGGCUUACCAGGAGAUAAAAUGUCCACUCAGAACGCUACCAUUCUCAUUAACUGUGAGCGUUGGCCUCUCCUCAUUGACCCUCAGUUACAGGGUAUCAAGUGGAUCAAGAGUCGCUAUGGUAACAGCCUGAAGGUUGUCAGUCUUGAGCAGAAAGGAUAUGUAGACGUUAUUGAACAGGCUGUGGUGGCAGGCGACACUGUGCUCAUCGAGAACCUUGAGGAGACUAUUGACCCUGUUAUUGACCCUCUGCUGGGGCGACACACAAUCAAGAAGGGCAGCUGUAUAAAGGUUGGGGACAAAGAGUGUUUCUUCCACCCAGGCUUCAGACUGAUUCUCCACACUAAGUUAGCCAAUCCUCACUACAAGCCAGAGAUUCAAGCCCAGACCACCCUCAUUAAUUUUACAGUGACCAGAGACGGGCUGGAGGACCAGCUCCUGGCACAAGUGGUGAAUCAGGAAAGACCAGACCUUGAGCAUCUAAAGAGUGACCUGACAAAACAGCAGAACAUGUUUAAGAUUGAGUUGAAGCUUCUUGAAGACGAGCUGCUAACCAGGCUGUCCGCUGCAGAGAGUAACUUCCUCGGUGACAAUGUACUGGUAGAGAAACUUGAGACCACGAAGCACACUGCUGCCGAGAUUGAGAUGAAGGUUCUGGAGGCUAAAGUUAAUGAAGUCAAGAUUAACGAAGCUAGAGAACACUAUCGUCCCGUCGCCAUCAGAGCUUCUCUCCUCUAUUUCAUCAUGAAUGAUCUCAACAAGAUCAACCCCAUGUACCAGUUCAGCCUCAAGGCCUUUAAUGUUGUUUUCCACAAGGCUGUGGCGAUGGCAGAGCCCUGUGAGGAUGUAAAAAGCAGAGUGAACACCCUGAUAGACUGCGUUACAUACUCCACCUUCAACUACAUCAGCAGGGGACUGUUUGAGAGGGACAAGCUUACCUUUACUGCACAACUAGCCUUCCAGCUUCUCCUGAUGAGCAAAGAGAUAGAUGUGCGAGAGCUAGACUUCCUUCUACGUUUCAUCAUUGACCACAACUAUGUCAGCCCCCUUGACUUUCUGUCAAACUCAGCAUGGAGCGCCAUCAAGGUGAUGAGUUUUACCGAUGAGUUCCGUGGUCUGGACCGAGACAUCGAAGGCUCACCAAAGCGCUGGAAGAAACUGGUGGAGUCAGAGUGUCCAGAGAAGGAGAAGUUUCCUCAGGAAUGGAAGGGAAAAAGUGCCUUGCAGAAACUGAUCAUGAUGAGAGCCCUGAGACCAGACCGCAUGACCUAUGCACUUAGGAACUUUGUGGAGGAGAAGCUGGGGGUGAAGUAUACAGAGGGGCGAAAGACUGAAUUUGCUAAAUCUUUUAGAGAGAGUGGCCCUGCUUCUCCUGUGUUUUUCAUUCUCUCACCUGGAGUGGAUCCACUAAAAGAUGUGGAAUCACUGGGGAGGAAGUUGGGUUUCACCAUAGACCUUGGAAAGCUUCACAAUGUCUCCUUGGGUCAGGGACAAGAAAGUGUGGCUGAGAUUGCCAUGAGAAAGGCUGCCAAAGAGGGUCACUGGGUUAUAUUGCAGAACAUCCACCUGGUUGCUCGCUGGCUUGGUCCACUUGAGAAGCUCCUGGAGCACUGCUGUGAGGACAGUCAUCCAGACUAUAGAGUGUUUAUGAGCGCUGAACCGGCAUCUAUGUCCCAGGAGCACAUUAUACCACAGGGCAUUCUGGAAAAUGCUAUUAAGAUAACCAAUGAACCUCCUACAGGCAUGCAUGCCAAUUUGCACGCUGCUCUGGAUAACUUUGACCAGGAUAUUUUGGACCAGUGCAGCCGUGAGCAGGAGUUCAAGACCAUCCUCUUCUCUCUAUGUUACUUUCAUGCCUGUGUGGCUGAGAGGAGGAAGUUUGGACCCCAGGGUUGGAACAGGAAGUAUCCCUUCAACACUGGGGAUCUUACCAUAUCAGUUAAUGUUCUCUACAACUACCUGGAAGCUAAUGCACAGGUGCCAUGGGAGGAUCUGAGGUAUCUGUUUGGGGAAAUCAUGUAUGGGGGACAUAUCACUGAUGACUGGGACAGACGGCUCUGCAGAACAUACCUGGAAGAAUACAUGCAGCCCAACCAGUUUGACCGAAAGCUGGCAUUGGCACCUGGGUUUGUUGUGCCCUCCAAUCUGGACUACCAAGGUUACCAUGACUUCAUAGAUGAGAUGCUGCCACAUGAAAGUCCAGCGCAUUAUGGCUUGCACCCCAAUGCAGAAAUUGAGUUCCUGACUGUGACAUCAGAUAACCUUUUUCACACUCUGCUGGAGCUGCAGUCUCCUGAUGCUGUCAUGGGGGAGGGUGCUUCGCAGACACUGGAGGAGAAGGUGAAAUCUAUUUUAGAUGAAGUUCUGGAAAAGCUGCCAGAGGAAUACAAUAUGUCCGACAUCACCUCGAAAACAGCCGAACGGUCGCCAUACAUCCUAGUCUGCUUCCAGGAAUGUGAGCGCAUGAACACACUCAUUUGUGAGAUACGUCGUUCACUGAAGGAGCUUGACCUGGGACUCAAGGGUGAACUGGCCAUGUCCUCUGAGAUGGAGAAGCUCCAGACAGCUUUGUUCUUUGACAAUGUCCCUGACACCUGGACCAAACUGGCCUAUCCCUCAAUCUACAGUCUGUCUAUAUGGUUUAAUGAUGUGAUGCAGCGUUGUAAAGAGCUGGACAGUUGGACUCAGGAUCUGUCUCUGCCCAGCGUUGUCUGGCUUUCUGGCCUGUUCAACCCACAGUCCUUCCUCACUGCUGUGAUGCAGUCUCUGGCUCGUAAAAACGAGUGGCCUCUGGAUAAAGUGAAUCUUACAGUGGAUGUGACCAAGAAGUUUAAGGAAGAGUUCAACCAACCUGCCAGGGAGGGUGCAUAUGUGUAUGGACUUUACAUGGAAGGUGCAAGAUGGGACAUUCAGACUGGGGUGAUCACUGAGGCACGUCUAAAAGAGCUGACCCCAGCCAUGCCUGUCAUCUCAGUCCGAGCUGUACCCAAUGACCGUCAGGAGACUAGGAAUAUCUAUGAAUGUCCACUUUACAAGACCAAGAUCAGAGGGCCCACGUAUGUAUGGACUUUCAGUCUAAAAACCAGGGAACGGCCAGCCAAGUGGGUGCUGGCUGGAGUGGCCCUGCUGCUCAGUGUGUGA